Geodia barretti is the source of this 2830-nucleotide messenger RNA. The record is from the annotation of a GenBank genome assembly. Lineage: Eukaryota; Metazoa; Porifera; Demospongiae; Tetractinellida; Geodiidae.
UUAUUACGCAGACCAUUAUCUUACAUACUGAGUCUGUUGAAGUGAGAGCUGUGGUUGUGGAAUGUACUGAGGGAGGGCCCACGAGACGGGGAACUGGGCGCCAGACAGCUGAAGAGGCUGGUAGACGGGGAAGGGAGCAGGCUGCAGGAGGUACGUCGUCUGAGGUGGUGGUUGUAGUAGCACGGCGGCUUGCUGUUGAGCCCCGCCUCUUCUCCUGUUAGCAGCCCCCGGGACGGCACGGACCGUCAGAGAUACACGACGACCGCCAGACUCCAGUUUUUCUGCACUCACUGCACGUACAGACACAGCUGAAGCUGAAGCUGGGGACUUCGACAACGAGUGAGCGGAGAAUUGCAACCGAGCUCACGCAUGCGCAUACGUGAAGUGGGCGGGGCUACCGUAUAGGCGCUCUCUCGCAAGUUGAAGAAAUGGCGUUUGCUCUGUCAACUCGGGACCUACUGACCAUCUUGAAGGUCCUGGCAGAAGCUAAUCUGACCAACUCUACUCUUGAGUCAGUGGCUGUCGCAAUAAAGACUCAUUUCUCCAAGGCAGACUACUUCAGAGUUGGCAAUGCUCUGACAAUGCUGCUGCAGCACAAAGACCUCCUCCCACUGACCUCCCAGAGAAUAGCUGCCUUAUUCCUGCUGAACGAGUUCUACCGGUCGGAGCAACCCAGUGGAAACCCGUUUGCCCUGUUUUUCGUAGAGCUCCUGCAGCCCCAGGUUGAAGACGAUCGUACAGUGGCUGGUGUGCCGUGUGGACACUCUCUCUCUCCCAUCGAGAAAUGGUUCCUCGCUCAUCUCCUCUCCUCUCUCACCCCCAAAGAUCUGUUCAAAAAGACGGCAGCUGCAAUCGCUUCAACAGACCCCUCCUCUCUACAAUUGCCAGACAUACAGUCUCUGGUUGUGUCUCUAAGCGACCCUCAUGAUGACAUUGCUCCUAAUGCCAAGAUCGGUCUCCCGUCUGUGAUCGCGGACUCGGACCCUACUGGAAUUGGGUAUGAUUGACCAUUACAUCAUAGGAAUUGACUAUUACAUCAUCCCUCAGACGAUUCAGUGUUCCAGAGGCUGGCCAGGCAGCUGAGACCUUUCUCUGCAGAGAUGAGAUGGCAGAGCAGACGUUUGAACCAGGGCUCCUGAGACCUCGUCCUCCUCUCUACCACAGUGAGGAGGAGACCAUUUGGCUGAACCCCUUCCAGACCCAGUGCCCCAUUCAGUGGGACACUCUCAUGUGCAGCCACUCCGCCGCCGAGGCAAUGAGACUGUUUUACAAGGCGUGUGGAGAGGUUCUCUCUCUUCCAGAGCAGCAGGCACUGUCAGGUCAGUUCAAGAACGACCCAAAGCUGGUGUACCAGGUUGGACUCACCCCAAAGAAGCUUCCAGACCUGGUGGAGAAGAAUCCCACCGUCGCCAUAGAGGCCCUUCUCUGUCUCACUAACUCCUCCCAGCUGUCUGCCUAUUUCGCAGCUCUACUGAACAUGGAUAUGUCCCUCCACUCCAUGGAGGUUGUCAACAGACUCACCUCCGUGAGUCUGGGCCUUACCUACUGUUGGUGCAUGUGUCUCGAGGCACCACUGGGAACAUUACAGACUAGAUUUACACCCACCCUCCUGCCAACAAUCUUGAUCGCUGUUACAUGCUGAAUUAGAAACCUGCCAACAUUCAUGUGCCUGAUUCGUGUCCAUUUUCUCGGCGACCGAUAUUGUUCCAGGCGGUGGAUUUGCCCCCAGAGUUCCUCCAUCUCUACAUCAACAACUGCAUCCAGAGAUGUCGCAAGAUCUCCGACAAGUCCUUACAGAGUCGUCUCGUCCGACUGGUCUGUGUCUUCCUACAGUCACUCAUUAGAAAUGGAACUAUCGACGUUCAGAAUGACCUGGAGAUCCAGGCAUUUGCUCUAGAACACAGCCGAAUCAAAGAGGCCACUGCGCUGUACCGUCUCCUCAAGACACUGGAGGGGGGCGGGGCAGAGGCAGCGGGCACUAAAUAGAAAAAGUUCGUCCUUUAUUAUCAUCCACCGAACAAUAAUUCUGACUUGUACGUAAUAAAGAUUUUAUGAUGAGAGAAGAAGGGUAAUGAGAGAGUUCAGGUGGUGGUGCUGCGUGAGGUGUGAAACGAGCAGCUGCCAGAGGUCAGGGUACAAGUCUUUUAUGACCUUGAGAGGUGUGGUCAGGUGGGUGUGGUCAUGGCAACAGAUGAUCCUGGUGAUCUCUGCAGGCAGUGAGCAGCGGUGUUAAGAUGUCCAUCACCAGUCUCCUGAUCCCCGGAGGCUCAGGGGCACCGGUACACACAUCACAUGACAACAGACAGGAAGUCAUGUGACCAAUUAGAGGUAUUGCCAUAGUAACAAGUAGUGAUGGUCGUUGAACUCGUUCCACUACAUUCUUGAUGAACUUCAGUGUCUACAAAUGGCGGGGGAAGAUGGAGUUAAGGGGGUUAUAAUAGUAUGUACCGGGGAGAGGGAGGAGGUUGGCUGAGGCAGAGACAGAGCUUGUGAGGCCACCACUUCCAUAAUUAGUCCCAGCUCCUCCUCCCCGUCUCCUUGGUAACUGGUACCAAACCACGGUCUGAGAGCCAGCUGGAAGGGGUUCUGAGAGGGAGGAAGGAGAGGACUGCGCGGCUGGCAGCAGUCGUGGAAGUAUCUCGAGAACAGCUGCUUCACUUUCCUCUUGACAAAGUCGUCUCUGACUGGUCCCAGCUUCAGGAGACCCGUCAGGAACAGGUGCAGAUUAGCUCUGGCGGCAGAGGCAGCUCCCUGAGGCUGGGGUCUGGUGUGAGAGUGAGAGGAGGAGGAGGAGAGAGGGAGGAUCAGCCAGUCCAACAGACGAGGUAAA